Messenger RNA from Penicillium brasilianum, 1056 nucleotides. The record is from the annotation of a GenBank genome assembly. Lineage: Eukaryota; Fungi; Ascomycota; Eurotiomycetes; Eurotiales; Aspergillaceae.
AUGCUACAAGUUUGGCUUCUCUUACUCGCCGUUGUGUCGGCCCAGAGAUGCGACCCUAACAAUCGGGCUAUCCGUCGGGAAUGGGGGUCAUUCUCGCGACAGGAGCGUCUCGACUAUAUCGAUGCCGUCCAUUGUCUGCGAGAGAAACCGCCUAUUCUCCCGACAGAACAGUACCCGGGUGUUCGCCAUCGAAUGGAUGAUUUCGCAGCAACCCACAUCAACUACACACUCAAUAUCCACUUGAGCGGUAUUUUCUUUGGUUGGCAUCGGCGCUUUGUCUGGUUAUGGGAGAAAGCCCUACGCGAGGAAUGUGGUUACCCCGGCUAUCAACCGUAUUGGAAUUGGGCAAUAUCCGCCAACAACUUAUCCGCAAGUCCACUGUUCGACGGUAGCGAUACUUCCUUGUCUGGGAAUGGCGAUCCAGCUGAGGACCAAAACGACACGAUGACACUCGCGCCAACAAAUGUUACAAUACCUACGGGCUCUGGAGGAGGAUGCGUCACAAAUGGACCGUUCGCAAACAUUACCCUCAACCUUCCCGAUCUAGAUUCAGCCCCAGGCGAUGUCUUUCCAGAAAAUGCCUUUGCCUACACGCCACGUUGCCUAACCCGAAAUCUGAAUAACUUCAUAGCCCAGUCUUUCACAAGCCAGGCUGAUGUCGACCGUCUUCUGUCUACUCCGGACAUCGUGGAUCUACAACACAACAUGGACGUGAGCGUAUGGCCGGAGCUGAGCGAGGCAGGGAUUAUGGGCCCACAUGCGGCAGCGCAUAUGCAGCUUGGGCGGGCAAUGGAUGACUUCUGGACGGCGCCCCAGGAACCUGCCUUCAUGCUUCAUCACGCAAUGGUCGAUAGAGUGUGGACUUUAUGGCAGGCACAUGAUCCGGCGAAUCGCCAGUACGCGCUGAAUGGGACCAGCGUGAUGGGAAAUCCGGCUAGUGCGCCAGAAGUUGAUUUGGAUACGCAGGUCACAUGGGGUCCGCUGGGACAGAACAAGACCUUGCGCGAUGUGAUGAGUACUGAGGCGUAUGAAUUUUGCUACGAGUAUGGAGAUUAG